AUGCUGAAGAUUCAUACUGUCCUUUCACAGGAGGAGUUAGUCGAGCAAGUGAAAUCUCAUAAAGAAUACUACAACAAUACACAAAAUGUGGAAGGGAGAAAGAUAGACCCUAACCUUGCUUCCAAUGACGUGGAAAUGUUGGGUCAGUUGGGUUAUAAACAAGAGUUGAAACGUCAUUUUUCAACGUUUCAAUGUUUUGGAGUAGCAUUCUCAAUUAUGGGAUUAUUGCCAAGUAUAGCUUCCAUAUUCUCUCAAGGUAUAGUUGCCGGUCCUGCUGGUUUUCUUUGGGGUUGGGUUAUUUCGUCAUUAUUGAUUCUUGCUAUUGGUGUGGCCAUGGCUAUUUCAGGCUCCUCUAUUUCCACUAGUGGUGGUUUAUAUUAUUGGACAAACUACUAUGCUCCACCAAGAAUCAAGACGGUACUUUCGUAUCUAAUUGGUAACACAAACUCCAUUGCUCUUGUUGGAGGCUUCUGCUCUGUUGUAUAUGGAUUUGCAAUUCAGGUUUAUGCCAUUGUUGUUAUUGCUCGAGAUGGUGAUUUUGAAAUUACUCAAGCUAAAUUAUAUGGAGUAUUUGUGGCCUGUGUCAUUGCACAAGUAGCGGUAACAUGUUUGUCUAGUAAAAACUGUGCACAUCUACAAACUGUUUCUGUUGUUUGCAAUGUUUUUAUUAUCAUUGUGUAUGUUAUUGCCAUGCUUGUUGGCUCCAGGGGUAAAUUCAAACCUGCCUCGUAUGUUUUUGGUGAAUUUGAAAACUUAUCUGAUUGGCCGAUUGGUUGGACUCAAAUUUCAGCAGCUUGGCUUCCGGCAAUUUGGACAAUCGGUGCCUUUGAUAGUGUUAUUCAUCAAUCAGAGGAAGUCCAUAAUGCUGGUAAGGUCAUUCCAAUUGGUAUAUUAGGAUCAAUUAGUGCCUGUGGUGUAUUGGGAACAAUUAUAAUUAUUGUCACCUUGUUUUGCAUACAAACAGAUGAUAUUGAAGGACAUAUUCUUGGUUCAAAGUUUGGACAACCAAUUGCACAGAUCAUUUACGACGUUUUGGGUAAAAAGUGGGCAUUGUUUUUUAUGAUUUUUAUGCUGAUCUGUCAGUUCCUUAUGGGUUCAUCUAUCCUCACGGCAAUUUCCCGUCAAAUUUGGGCUUUUAGUCGUGACAAUGGGUUGCCUUUCAGUUUCUGGAUCAAGCGUGUUAACAAAAAUUUGUCUACUCCCAUCAAUGCUGUUAUUUUUGGUGGUAUAUGCUCGGUCAUCAUGGGUUUGCUUGUUUUGAUCGGUACUGUUGCUGCAAACGCAUUAUUUUCUCUUUACAUUGCUGGUAACUAUUUGGCAUGGUCUACACCAACUUUGCUCAGGUUGACAAGCGGACGCAAACUCUUUGUUCCAGGUAAGUUCUAUUUGGGCAAGGUGUUUUCACCUUUGAUUGAAUGGGUCUCCGUAAUCUUUGGCUUUUAUACUAUUGCCAUGGUUAUGUUCCCUGCAUCCACCCACGUCGAUAAAGACACUAUGAACUACACAUGUGUCAUUACGCCUGCUGUUGUAAUACUUUCUUACAUUUACUAUAUGCUAUAUCUGAGAAAACACUAUCACGGUCCAUGUAAAACUAUUGAUGUUGAAGAUGAAUGUGAAAUCCUUGAUGGAAUUGAACAUCAACAUAUUGAUGCAGAGUUGAAUGAAAAGUCUUGA
This is a messenger RNA of Candida dubliniensis CD36, 1674 nucleotides long. RefSeq names its product Uga4p (gene UGA4). Gene Ontology annotation, cellular component: membrane. Gene Ontology annotation, molecular function: transmembrane transporter activity. The coding region runs from base 1 to 1674 and encodes 557 amino acids. Gene Ontology annotation, biological process: transmembrane transport. Lineage: Eukaryota; Fungi; Ascomycota; Pichiomycetes; Serinales; Debaryomycetaceae. The transcript has a single exon. The record is from RefSeq and is a predicted model, not a curated record.